This is a messenger RNA of Arachis stenosperma, 1145 nucleotides long. RefSeq names its product GATA transcription factor 2-like. Gene Ontology annotation, biological process: regulation of DNA-templated transcription. The record is from RefSeq and is a predicted model, not a curated record. The coding region runs from base 106 to 1035 and encodes 309 amino acids. Lineage: Eukaryota; Viridiplantae; Streptophyta; Magnoliopsida; Fabales; Fabaceae. The transcript is spliced from 2 exons. Gene Ontology annotation, molecular function: zinc ion binding; sequence-specific DNA binding.
AGGAGUUGUAAAAACUCUUGCAACACCAAUUUUGUUCCUUUCUCUCUUUUAUUAUCACAUACCACUUCUUGUGUUAUUAAACUCUUUCUUCUUUUAACUUUGUGGAUGAACAUGGAGGGUGAGUUCCAGAAAGAGCAACAAGUGCUGCUUGUUGCUGACCCUGCUUCUUGCUCAAAGCUUUCUACUUCUUCAACCACCCUUGAUGACCUCUUCUCUGCUCAGAACACGGAAGUGGAUGUUGGGUUGGAAUGGUUAUCAGUGUUUGUUGAAGAAUGCUUUUCAAACCCACCAAGCUAUAUAUUGGGACCUUCAAAGAGUGUUGAGGCCACAACAACCACCACCAUAACUACCUGCUCCUCCAACAAGAACCCUUCUUCAACCGCACUACUGAAGCAAAACAACAACAAUGAUUCCUCACUACAAAACUUUUCAGUCCCUAGUAAGGCCAGAAGCAAAAGAAAGAGGCUCUCAGCAGUUACCAACAGACGAAGAACCAAAACUCCUUUCAGCAUUUGGUCACACCAAAAUGAUGAGCCCUUGAUUUCAGACCCUCCUCUGUUAAAACAAACUUAUUGGUUAGCGGAUAGUGAACUCUUUGUUUUGCCAAAGCAGCAGAAGAAGGAUAGUGAGAAAGAUGUAAUAGCCAAAGACGGCGACGACAACGACAACGACGGCGGUGGCGAAAAGGGGGUGGUGGUGAUGAAGAGGGGAAGUCUUGUGAGUCUUGAAGAGUGCUCUGAGGCAGAGGAAGAUGGUGAUGGUGGGAAUAACAAUAAUAAUAAUAAUAACAAUAAUGGUGAGAAUCCAAUGCCAAGAAGGUGCACACAUUGUUUGGCACAGAGGACCCCACAGUGGAGGGCAGGACCAUUAGGUCCAAAGACGCUAUGCAAUGCAUGUGGGGUGAGGUACAAAUCUGGUAGGUUGUUACCUGAGUAUAGGCCAGCAAAGAGUCCUACUUUUGUAAGUUACUUGCACUCCAAUUCUCACAAGAAAGUUAUGGAGAUGAGGAUGGCUGGCUCUGUUCUCCAUUCUUAGUCCGGAAAAUCAUAGAAAUCCUCUAAUUGUGUUUUUUAUUAUUGUGUAAAUCAAACUUUUAAAACUGUAGGGGACAAAAUAUUUGGAAACAAUAGAUAUUUAAUUGUUAA